Molecule: messenger RNA, 4389 nt
Organism: Calidris pugnax (ruff)
Lineage: Eukaryota; Metazoa; Chordata; Aves; Charadriiformes; Scolopacidae
Gene: SLC38A10
Product: solute carrier family 38, member 10
Exons: 16
Coding region: 134-3502 (1122 amino acids)
Biological process (GO): amino acid transmembrane transport
Molecular function (GO): amino acid transmembrane transporter activity
Source: RefSeq, a predicted model, not a curated record
GUGGCCGGUGCCGGCGGCGACUGGAGGCCGGGUCCCGCCAUGGCGGCUACGGGCGGCUGAGGAAUUUCACCGGGGGGAAGGAGGAAAAGAGGGGGAACGGGUGGUGGAGAGCGGGAUAACCCCGCCGCGGGCCAUGGCGGCGGCGGCGGCAGCGGCGGGCUCCAACUGGGGCCUGAUCAUGAACGUGGUGAACAGCAUCGUGGGGGUGAGCGUCCUCACCGUCCCCUUCUGCUUCAGACAGUGCGGCAUUGUCCUGGGAGCUCUGCUGCUCAUUUUCUGUUCUUGGAUGACUCAUCAAUCCUGCAUGUUCCUGGUGAAAUCGGCCAAUCUCAGCAAGCGCAGGACCUACCCUGGCCUCGCAUUUCAUGCCUAUGGAAAAGCAGGAAAAAUGUUGGUGGAAACAAGCAUGAUUGGGCUGAUGCUGGGAACUUGCAUCGCUUUCUACGUCGUCAUUGGUGAUUUGGGGUCCAACUUCUUCGCCCGGCUGCUUGGGUUUCAGGUGUCGGGCAGUUUCCGGAUAGUCCUGCUCUUUGCUGUCUCCCUGUGCAUCGUGCUUCCACUGAGCCUCCAGCGCAACAUGAUGGCCUCCAUCCAGUCCUUCAGUGCCAUGGCUCUCAUCUUCUACACCGUCUUCAUGUUCGUGAUCGUGCUGUCGUCCUUCAAGCACGGCCUCUUCAGCGGGCAGUGGCUGCAGCGAGUUAGUUACACUCGUUGGGAGGGCAUUUUUCGCUGCAUCCCCAUCUUUGGCAUGUCUUUUGCCUGUCAGUCUCAGGUCUUGCCUACCUAUGAUAGCUUGGAUGAGCCGUCUGUUAAAAUCAUGAGCUCCAUAUUUGCUUCCUCCCUAAACGUGGUCACCACCUUUUACAUCACGGUGGGCUUCUUUGGCUACGUGAGUUACACUGAAGCCAUUGCCGGCAACGUCCUCAUGAACUUCCCUUCCAACCUUGUGACGGAGAUGAUCCGAGUGGGCUUCAUGAUGUCGGUAGCUGUGGGCUUUCCGAUGAUGAUUCUGCCAUGCAGACAGGCGCUCAACACCCUUCUCUUUGAGCAGCAGCAAAAAGACGGCACCUUCGCUGCGGGGGGUUACAUGCCCCCGCUUCGCUUCAAAGCCCUGACGCUGGCUGUUGUGUUUGGAACCAUGGUAGGAGGCAUCAUGAUCCCCAACGUGGAAACAGUCCUGGGCCUGACAGGUGCUACGAUGGGAAGCCUCAUUUGUUUUAUCUGCCCGGCUCUUAUUUACAAGAAGAUCCACAAGAAUGCACUUUGUUCACAGAUCAUACUGUGGAUUGGCCUGGGAAUACUGGUUAUUAGUACCUACACCACCCUGUCUGCAACGGAGGACGCCCCUGUGAAGACAGAAGUGGUGGGUUUGGAGCACCUGGACGGUGAGCAGGGCAGGAUUGACCAGGAUUCAGUCAAAAUCCCAGAGCAGAACCCGGCCGUGGAGGAGGCGGAGGAUGACCGAGACAAACCCAAGCUGCUGGAGAAGGAGGAGAUGGAGCAACCCCAGAUCAAGGUGCCCAUGGAGGUACCCAAGAGGGAGGAGGAGAGGGGAAAGCUGGAGGAGAAAGUGCAGCUCGACCGUCCCGAUCAAGGGAUUGCCCUGCCCGUGGGGGAAGCACAUCGCCACGAGCCCCCCGUCCCACACGAUGAAGUGGUCGUGGACAUGGGGCGGGAGCGGGAGGAAUCGGAUGAGAACAAGGCCGUGCCCGGGGGAGGCGACGCCGGUGGGUUGGAUCCGGCGCUGGAGGAGGCGGCCGCCCCGAAGCCCCAGAAAGAGGCACUUGGCCCAAAACAAGGGAAGGAAGCGAUCGGUGAGAACCAACUGCGGGGAGGGACUGACAAACCCCUCAAGAAUCCCAAGAACGUCCUGGAGGUGAUGGUGCAGCAGGAUGGCAGGCCGCCAUACAAAGAGCUGCAGCCAGACAAACAAGGGGUGGAAGCCAAGGCGCAAGCUGCCGAGCCGGACGGUGAGAAGAAAGCUGAGGCUGCAGGUGACAGGGAGAAAUCAAAACUCCAGCACCCCAGGAAAGCAGAGGAGGCUGCCAAGUCCGUGGAGAAGGAAAGUGACCCUGGUGAAAAGCAGGAGGACAGAGGGGAUCAGCUGGAGCCCAGGGAGCCCCGAAACACCGAGGAGAGGCAACAGGAGAGCAAGCUGGAGGAAGCGGGGCAGGCGAAACUGCUUGAUCACGCUGUGCUGCUGCAGGUGAUCAAAGAACAGCAGGUCCAGCAGAAGCAGCUCCUUGACCAACAGGCAAAACUGCUGGCUGUGAUUGAAGAGCAGCACAAGGAGAUCCACCAGCAACGGCAGGAGGAGGGAGGAGAGGAGAAGCCAAAGCAAGCCGAAACGCAGCAGGAGCCCGCUGCGCCGCUCCCCAAGAGCAAGGAGGACGAGGGCCCUGGAGUUAAACAAGAAGCUGCUGCAAAACCCCUGGGCAAAGAGGUGCUGGAGCAGGCGGCGCAGGGCAGGCAGCCUGGUGACGCCGCCGAGCAGCGCAGGGACGCUGCAGGAAGGCUGGAGGAGGCUGGGCACAAGCGUGAGAUUCCUGGGGUUCCUCCCAAGGAGCGGAAGGUGCCGCCUCAGGAGAAUGACAGAGCUGUUAAAAAUCCUGUGGAGAACCAGGAUCCCCUUCACGGGGAUGCCCAGCACGUUCCGGCAGCCAGAAACCACCUAGAAAAGAAGCCCUUGGCGGAGGAUUUAGGAGGAGAUCGUGAAGCCAAAGCUGGAAGAGACGUCCACGAGAAGAAGAAUUCCCUGAAAGCUGUGGAAGUAGCUACAGCUCCCAUCCAAAGAGAACAGCUGGGGGCUGCCAAAGUUCAGGGAGUAGCAGGAAAGAGCCUGGAAAGAGACUCGGGAACAGACCUUAAAGCCAAAGCACUGAGUCAGGUGGAGCCCAAAAACCUGGCAGUUGCCCUGGACUCCUCCAGUAAAAGGAACGUGGCAGAGAGCGAGCAGCACCUACGGGAGCCUCAGGGAGCUGCAGACAGCCAGGGCAGGCGGCAGCAGGGCUCGCAGAGGGACCUGCCUGCCAAAGGGGAGGUGAAGGACGAAGCUCCUCGGGAGAAGGUGGUGGACGUGGCCCAGGAGCCUCAGGGAGGUCCACGGGGCAGGCAGAGGCACGGGGAUGGAGGCCUCGCAAACGAUGCUGAGAAGAAGCCAGGCCCUGAAAAUGUUCCUGCCCAAAAGCCAGAGAAAGGAGGGGCUGCCCAGGGUGACCAGAAGCUGGACCACGACGUCAAACCAAACCGGGACCUGAAACUGCAGGCGGACCUGGACCUCCGCCGGAGGAGACGGGACCUGCUGCCUCCCGAGGAGGAGGAAGAGGAGGAGGCUGCACAAGGGGCGGGGGUCUUCAUUGGCCUGAACCCCCUUCCAGAUGUGAAAGUAAACGACCUCCGGAGUGCUCUAGAGACGCGAUUAAACCGAGCUGUGGAGGGGGCUCCGCAGGUGGUCCACAGCCGGCAGAUCAAGCAGAUGAGGCGGGCGGAGGAGAGCGUGUGAGCAGGGUGGUCGCUCGCGGUGGGUGGCUGCGGGUGUUGGCCACAGGCACCAGGCUGAGGAGCUCCACAGGGAAGGUUCGAGUUAACCAGCUGGUUUUUUGGCCACCGUCGCUGGUCGGUCCAAGCCAGAAGCACUUUGCUUGGACCCCAGGGGGGAUCCCCUUGGACCUGGGGAGCACCGUCCAAAGCGGGGGGACUGUGGGCUUCUCAAAUCUGUGGCUGCAGGUGGCCAAGGAGAUGGCAACCAUGAAAGGAAAGGCUCCCUCUUGUCCUCUGCCUUUCAGAGGUUGCCAUCUCCCUUGGCUCCCCGCCAGGUUGGCCUUCAAGGACCUGUUUUUUCAACAUCUCCUUUAUAUCAAAUUGCCUUCUCCAUCCGGCUCUCCGCUCCCCUUUCAGAACCGAGGUCGAUCCUCUGCCGGGUUCCCUUCCCUGCUUGGAAAAGGCUUCCCCCCGGGUGCCUGCCGUGGGUCCCCGUGGCCCAGGCUACACGGGGCUGUGGGGCAGAGGUGUGGGGCUGCGGGAGGAGGGGGGAACUUCACCUCGGGGAAGGGCUUUAUUCGGGAGAAGCAUCAAGUCGUGAGUUGAGGACCAAGCUUGGCCAGUAGCUUUGGUGUUUCUCUUGAAAUGGGAGCUGUGAAGUCUCGCAUGUUUUAGGAGAUAGUUGUGGUUUUAGGAACCCAGUUUAGUAGAAACGCUGCCUUAAACGGGCACAACGGCCGCUGUUGUGCUGCCUCUCGUCCCAGGGAUUUAAUUGGUUGGCCACACACUAGCAAUAAUUUGCUCUCACCACCCUUCCCCGGAUGCUCAACUCCCCUCUGCGCUCCCAAACUCCCACUUCUCCUCUCCAAAGUGCAUUACGAAGCUCGACCCGGGGAGAAGGGGGGGGGG